AUGGACCUCACCUUCUCAACACAAACACAAUUGAUUUCUGGCUUCCUUCUGGCUUGUCUCACACCAACAAUCUACUUCUUUACAUCCAACCGGCGAUCAAAAGACAACACUUCACCGCAAGACGAGAAGACUUCAGACCCGGAACACUCUCAGUCCAUCGAUCACACCACGCACGACUCCGACGACAUGGUCUUCCCACCCAUCCCCAACCGCGAGUACCAUGAGCACUACAUGCGCCAAGCCAUCCAGAUGGCGGAGCUCGCGCUUGCCUCUGACGAGACGCCCGUCGGCUGCGUUUUCGUGCACGAUGGAAAGGUGAUUGGGAGGGGCAUCAAUGGCACGAAUGCGAGUUUGAACGGCACCCGCCACGCCGAGUUCGUCGCCCUAGCCGAAAUCAUGUCCCGGCACUCGCAAUCCAUCCUUCCCACCACCGACCUCUACGUCACCGUCGAGCCGUGCAUCAUGUGCGCCUCCGCUUUGCGACAAUACGGCAUCCGCGCCGUCUACUUUGGGUGCUUGAACGAUCGCUUCGGGGGCUGUGGGGGCGUGAUGAAGAUCCAUUCGGAUGCUGGCAAGGAUCCGACGUAUCCGGUUUAUGGGGGGUUGUUUCGGGAAGAGGCGAUUAUGCUGUUGAGGCGGUUUUAUGUGCAGGAGAAUGAGAAGGCGCCCGAGCCCAAGCCGAAGAAGAACCGCGAGCUCAAGACGGAGAUCCUGCCAGUGACCGUGACGCAGCCGACGAUGGCGGCGGCAAAGUCGAACAUGGCAGCCGCGAGAGCAGCGGAGCAGCAGAAGCCAGAGGGCAAGGGGCUGGCGAAGGCAAUGGAGAAGAUGGAGUUGAAGUCGUGA
Molecule: messenger RNA, 846 nt
Organism: Saxophila tyrrhenica
Lineage: Eukaryota; Fungi; Ascomycota; Dothideomycetes; Mycosphaerellales; Extremaceae
Gene: TAD2
Product: tRNA(adenine34) deaminase
Exons: 3
Coding region: 1-846 (281 amino acids)
Biological process (GO): tRNA wobble adenosine to inosine editing
Cellular component (GO): nucleus; cytoplasm
Molecular function (GO): tRNA-specific adenosine-34 deaminase activity; zinc ion binding
Source: RefSeq, a predicted model, not a curated record